This is a messenger RNA of Purpureocillium lilacinum, 1035 nucleotides long. The record is from RefSeq and is a predicted model, not a curated record. NCBI's taxonomy places the organism in Eukaryota, Fungi, Ascomycota, Sordariomycetes, Hypocreales, Ophiocordycipitaceae.
AUGUCGCAACCCCUACCUUCAUACACAAAAGUCCUGCAUAAUGCGACAUACGACGCCAUCAAUCCCCGCCUACCGGCGCUCUCAACCGCUGGAAAGGUCGUCCUAAUCACCGGCGCAUCCGGCGGGAUCGGACGGGCCACUACCUCCUCCUUUGCUGCCUCUGGCCCGAAGGCGCUCGUACUGCUCGGCCGCAACCUUGACGCGCUCUCCGACACGGCAGCUCAAGUCGCAGCCGCCGACGCAGCCGCCGACUCAAGCCGUCCCAUCGUGCGAACGCACGCCGUCGAUUUGUGUGACGCCGCUAGGCUAAGUGAUAUCAUGGCCUCCGUUGCCGAUGAAUUCGGCGGUAUUGAUAUACUCGUUCACUGCGCCGGCCACCUGCCGCCCAUUGCGCCGCUCCUUUCCGUUGAUCCGGCCAACUUCCUGAAAGGUUUCGAGACGACCGUCACGGGUACGCUUGCCGUCGCGCAGGCCGUCCUCCUGGCAAACGGAGCGUCGCCCAGUCACGAGGAUACGAGGAAAGAUGCGCCAGCACCCAGCACGGAUCGCACACCGAAGCCUGUCACAUUCAUCAACCUGACAUCUGCUGGUGCCUUAUUCCCCUCAUUCCGGGGAAUGGGCACCUACGUGACCUGCAAGCUUGCGGCGAUUAAGCUCCUGCAGGCAAUGGCGACAGAGAAUCCUCAGAUGCAUGUCGUUAACGUCCAUCCUGGGUUUUUGAGAACCAACAUGUCAGCGCAAUUAGAGAAGGACGUGACGCUACCCUUUCCUUACGACAACAUUUCCCUUCCAAGUGACUUUCUUGUCUGGGUCGCCUCGUCGGAGGCAUCCUUUCUCCGGGGCAAAAUCGUCUAUGCUGCCUGGGACGUGAACGAGUUAAAGGAGUUGCAGUCGGAUAUUAUUGCCCCCGAGGGACAGCCUGGAGGUGGCGAUCUGUUCCUGGGCUUCCAAGGGUUUCCUCGGUACAUCGGAGGGCGCCCGGUCGGUGCGUUGCCUCACCUCAGCCGUGAUAUUCCGGCGAAAGACAAUCAAUGA